Molecule: messenger RNA, 1284 nt
Organism: Leptopilina heterotoma
Lineage: Eukaryota; Metazoa; Arthropoda; Insecta; Hymenoptera; Figitidae
Product: nucleoporin Nup43
Exons: 7
Coding region: 167-1210 (347 amino acids)
Cellular component (GO): nuclear pore outer ring
Molecular function (GO): protein binding
Source: RefSeq, a predicted model, not a curated record
UUGUUUGACUAUAUUAGAAAAUGUCUCAGUUUUAGUCAAUUUUUUACCGUUUAUUUUACUAAUUACCAAAUAAUACUAAAUCUGUGAAAUUACUAUUUUUUUAUACACACUCGAAACUAUUUUUAAGAUAAAUUUCAUAACUCGGUUAAUUUAUUAAUCUUAAAAUAUGACGAAUGAAACAAGUGAGCAACAUGUACAGGGAAAAUUCGUUUCAGAAAAAAUUUCUAAAAUUAGGUGGCAAAAUGAACCUUUUGCGGAUACGAAAACAUUUUUAACUGGCAGUUGGGAUAAUCCUGUAAAUAAAAUAACAUUAUGGACUCUACAAACUAAUGAAGAUGAGGAAUCAGAUCCAGUAGUUGUAACGUCUGAUCCGUGUUAUGGAGAUGUUACAGAAAUAAAGUUUAUAAAUAAAGACUUUUUUGUUGUAUCGUCGUCUGAUGGAUCAGUAAAAGUCCUCCAGGUUCUAGAAAAUCCGUAUUCCAAAUUUAAGGAGCAUAUUACGUGGAAAAAUAUUCACUACUAUAUGACUGGCGAAAAUGCCUGCUGCACUGGUUUUUCUACCUUUGAACAAGAUAUUGUUUCCGUGGGAGAGGACGGAAGAAUAAAUUUACUUACAGCUCAUCAGAAAGAAAUUGUGCGAUCAAUUGAUACUGCUGAAAGUUGUUCAAUAUGCUGCAUUGAUUUUUUGAAACACAACGAAAUUCUAACAGGAAAUAUUCGGGGUCAUAUGAAAAUUUGGGAUCUAAGAAACUAUCAAGACAGACCCGUUCCAUUUAUGCUUUCCGAUCAAGUUACGACCGAAGUCACUAGUGUCGCUCAUCAUCCAACACAAAGACACAUUGUUGUUGCUGGCGGAGGUGAUGGAAGUUUAACUGUCUGGGAUCUUCGACGAAACACUUAUCCAGUUUCCCAAUUAAAUGCACACGCAAAAGCUGUUACUGAAAUUUUAUUCCAUCCAGAUAGACCAGAUAAUCUUUUCACAUGCUCCACAAGUGGAGAACUUUGGCACUGGAAUAAUGCUAGUCAAUCGAAAAUCAAAUUUGAUAAUAAUGCAGACGCUCAUUGGUUGAAUUCUUUCGGCGGUAAAGGAAAAGUUACAGUCUGCGCUAGUGUUCACAAACCUAUAAACAGCAUUGACAUUAAUAAAUCAACAUUAUUGUUUGGUUCCGAUAAUGAAGCUAUUUAUACAAUUAGAAAUGUAAAUAUAUAAACAAAUUUUUUUUCCCUACGAAAACGAAUCUAUUUCUCUCCAUUUAAGACAAUAAAUGCAUUUGUACAUUUUCA